AACUCAAAAGCUUUAAUUCAAAUCUUAAAUUUGUAAAAAAUUGGAAAAAAGAAGUGCUAAUCUUGGUAGAAUUAGGUGUCUGUUAAUCACAAUUACUGAUAGUGUAUAUAGUAUUUGUCUGUUCUUCCAUUUUCCCUCCUACCACUUACAAGCAACGUGUCAGCAUUGCCAUAUUUCAAUUUCCACACCGAUGGCAGCUUCUACCUUUCUCUCUGCAUCAAGCAUGAACUCUCUCUGUAAACCCUAAGCUCACCUCUUUUGAUUUCACUGUCCACAAUGCUCUGUUCCAUUUCUACCCAGAAAUCGGCUGGUUCAAACUGGCUAGACCGGCUCCGAUCAUCAAAAGGCUUCUCCUUUGCCGACAACCGCAAUCUCGAACAAUUUCUCACUCACCAGACUCCUAAUGGAUCUGAUUCUCUUCCUUCCAGCACCGAAACUGAGAUAAGAGACAGUAAUAAUAAGGAUAAUACCGGUUCGGAAUCCAGCUCCGAUCCAAUUCGGCCCGUGAACGAAUCGGUUCUCCCUCGGGACCAAGCUCCGGCAGCAUCACAUAACAGUGGAGACAACGAAGAACUGUGUAGUGUAGUUACGAAUGUUCUCUCCGAUCUAUUUUGUAUGGGGGAGUCAACUAGUUUCCCUAAGUUGAGUGUGAAAAGGGGCUCUCGCAAACAGACGAACCCUAGGUUUUGUGCUUCAUCGGAAAUCAACGGUGAUGCGGUAGUCGAGGGUGGUCAGAGGAAAGAAGAAACUGAGUCGCUGGACAAAUGUCGGGUGGAAAUUAAGGAUUCUCAGGUCAAGCUAUUAGAGGAGGGCCAUAAUUUGAACUUAGCGGAAGAGGAGGACAAGUCCAACGCCAAUUUGAUGGGAUUUUCACGGACUGAAGUAAUGGUGAUAGAUACGAGCUGUGCACCGUGGAAAUUUGAGAAAUUGCUUUUCAGAAAGAAGAACGUUUGGAAAGUUCGUGAUAAAAAAAGUAAGACGCUGAAUUUGGGGAAGAAGAAGAGGAAAGUUGAUGUGACAAGUGAGGAUGCUCGUGGCGAGAAGAAACGGAAGUUUAUAAGCGGGCAUAACGGCUAUGCUGAAAAAGGGAGAGAAUGCAAGUCUUCAGUCAGUGAAAAGCUUCAGUUGGAUGAUAAAUUGGAAGGAACUUGUAAAAGAACAUCUGAUUCGUUUGGCCAGGCUUCCAAAAAGAAACAACGGUACUUAAAAUUGAAGAAGGCAUCUUCAUCAGUUGUUCUAAUCAAGAGCAUUCCAACAAGUAAGAAAAAUGGAGUAGGUUUUGCUAAGAAUUCUCUGAAGCCAUCUCAUCGAUAGUGUCAGGCUCAAUAAGCAACCAAACAUUGUUGUCUGAUUGCAAAUUCAUCUUACCUUGCCAUCUUUGGAAUAUUUAAGCAUGCCAGUUUCCAGAAACAAGUAGUCCAUUAUAUAAGAUGCUGAGCGGAGCAGGAAGAAUUGUAUAAAUACCACUCACUGUGCAGAGAAUUAUAAUUGUAACAAUUUUUUGUUGAUGUUUUUGCUUAUCAGGAUGCAAACAUUUAAGCUAUCAUUGCUCAAAGUCCGAAUACGUUCAAUCAAUUUUAUCAAAGAUAUAAUUUUUCUUGGA
Messenger RNA from Solanum lycopersicum (tomato), 1603 nucleotides. RefSeq lists its product as uncharacterized. NCBI's taxonomy places the organism in Eukaryota, Viridiplantae, Streptophyta, Magnoliopsida, Solanales, Solanaceae. The record is from RefSeq and is a predicted model, not a curated record.